AUGUCGUAUCCAAAGUGUUUAGCUGCUUUAUUUCGGCGUAACGUCCACAGAGCACAUGGCCUCAGACCCGGUGUGGGGCCAGGGAGGUACCGAUCCACGGCCGCCUCCAGCGAGCGCGCGGAGAAGCAAGUGAUCUCGGAGCACCCGGAGAACCCCGCGGUGGUGGUGCAGACGGAGCCACUGGAGCUGAUCUCUCAGAGGAAAGCUCAAAACAAACAUCAGACUCGUGCGAUUCAGAUCGACUUUGAAAACACGGAGGAGGCGUACAGGAGCAAGAGCAACGUGGAGCUGCUCCGGAGUCUGCUGGUCUUCAAGCUCUGCACCAUAGACGUCCUGGUGGACAAGAACAAGGAGCUCAUAGACCUGAGUCGGAAGCUUCUGGGUCAGAGACUGUUCGAGCUCAUUAUGAAGAUGACGUUUUAUGGUCAGUUUGUAGCUGGUGAGGACCAUAACUCCAUCAAACCCCUGGUCCAUAAGAACAAAGCGUUCGGAGUCGGGGCAGUACUGGACUACAGUGUGGAGGAGGACCUGACGCAGGAGGAGGCCGAGAAGAAGGAGAUGGAAUCCUGUAUUUCUGAAGCAGAGAAAGAAAGUCCAGACGAUGGACUGCGAGAGAAGAAGUACAAAGCUCACCGUCAGUUUGGAGACAGACGCGGCGGCGUGAUCAGCGCUCGUACCUACUUCUACGCAGACGAGUCCAAGUGCGACAAACAGAUGGAGACUUUCAUCAACUGCAUCAAGGCCUCGGGAGGAGCUUCUGCGGACGGGUUCUCAGCCAUCAAAAUGACUGCUCUGGGACGGCCACAGUUCCUCCUGCAGUUUUCUGAGGUUCUGUUGAAGUGGAGGCGUUUCUUCAGCGUCCUGGCGGCUCAGCAGGGUCAGUCCCAGAUGAUGGUUCUGGACCAGAAACUGGAGCUGGAGGAGCUCAAGACCUGCUUGGCGGACAUGGGGGUCGGAGGGAAAGAUGAGAUCGAGAGUUGUUUCACCGGAGAGAGACUGGGCCUCUCGGGAACCAUUGAUCUUCUGGAUUGGAACAGUUUGAUUAAUGACACCACAAAGAUCUCCAACCUCCUGAUGGUGCCGAACCUGAAGACGGGGCAUCUGGAGCCUUUGCUGAAAAAGUUCACUGCUGAAGAGGAGCAGCAGAUGAAGAGAAUGCUGCAGAGAGUUGAUAUUUUAGCAAAGCAUGCUGUGGAGAACGGCGUGCGGCUCAUGGUGGAUGCAGAGCAGACGUACUUCCAGCCUGCGAUCAGCCGCCUCACCCUGGAGAUGCAGAGGAAGUUCAACACAGACAAACCCAUUAUCUUCAACACGUACCAGUGCUACCUGAAGGAAGCCUACGAUAACGUGACCAUGGACGUGGAGCUGUCUCGCAGAGAGGGCUGGUACUUCGGAGCCAAACUGGUGCGUGGAGCGUACAUGUACCAGGAGAGAGCCAGGGCCCACGAGAUCGGGUACGAAGACCCGAUCAACCCGGACUACGAGGCCACCAACAGGAUGUACCACAGGUGUCUGGAUUAUGUGCUGGAGGAGAUCGAGCAGAGCCGCAAAGCUAACGUCAUGGUCGCGACGCACAACGAGGACACCAUUAAAUUCACCUUAGAAAAGAUGAAUGAGAUGGCCCUUUCACCCAAUGAGAAUAAGGUUUACUUUGGACAACUGCUCGGCAUGUGUGACCAGAUCAGCUUCCCUCUAGGUCAGGCUGGAUUCCCGGUCUACAAGUAUGUCCCGUACGGUCCGGUCAACGAGGUCAUCCCGUACCUAUCCCGCCGCGCACAGGAGAACCGCGGCUUUGUCAAGGGCACACAGAGAGAGCGCCACCUGCUGUGGAGGGAGCUGAAGCGCAGGGUCCUGAGGGGGCAGCUCCUCUAUACACCUGUGCCCCGGUGCAUCAGCUCCAGAUUUCAGUUGUGCAGCCGUGAAGCCGCCUCACUCUCGGUGUUGUUCUGGUCCCUGAUGACUCUGUGCUUUUUAAACCUGCUCCGUGGAGGAUCACAGACCUGGGGACGUCAUCAGACACUAACUCACCGGUCUGUGUUUCCUGGACACUUUAAGGAUGUUCUGCUUCAAAGGGAGAAAGUGUUCUCUGCUCCUCAGGACCUGCCUCACUCCAGAGAUCUGAGGGAGCAGACGUGCAGCAGGUCCGGGCCUCAUAGAGACGUCGAGGCCUCGCUGGAGCAGAACAGCAGCUGUUCGCCAAAACUGAACGUGAUGUUCAUGAAGACGCACAAAACGGCGAGCAGCACGAUCCUCAACAUCCUCUUCAGGUUCGGGGAAAAGCACGGCCUCAGGUUUGCUUUCCCCGACGGACGCAACGACUUCUUCUACCCGUCUCCGUUCUCCUGCUCUCAGGUCAAAGGUUACAAACCUGGAGACUGCUUCAACAUCCUGUGCAACCACAUGCGCUUCGACAUCACAGAGGUGUCCAAACUUCUGCCUGCGGACGCUGCCUACAUCACCAUCCUGCGUGACCCCGUGAGCCUGUUCGAGUCCUCCUUCCACUACUACCAUCGAGCCGUGCCUCUGACCUGGAGGAUCUCACACCGCGACAAGCUCGCCCAGUUCCUGCACGACCCCCAAGCCUUCUACAGCAAAGACGCCUUCAACUCCUUCUACCUGAAGAACCUUCUGUUCUUUGAUUUUGGCUUCGACAACAAUCUCAGCGUGGAUGAUCCUAAAGUGACAGACGCCAUCUCGAGCCUGUCCAACAGCUUCCACCUGGUGCUUCUGGCCGAGCACUUCGAGGAGUCGCUGAUCCUCCUGAAGGAGCUGCUGUGCUGGACCAUGGACGAUGUUCUCUACUUCAAACUCAACGCUCGCCGCAGCUCUUCUGUGUCUGUUCUCUCUCCAGAAUUGAGGGAGAAGGCUCUGCAGUGGAACGCCUUGGACUGGAAGCUGUACCAGCAUUUCAACACCAGCUUCUGGCUAAGGGUGGAGGCCUACGGCAGGGAGAGGAUGGGGGCCGAGGUGGAGGAGCUGAGGAGGAGGAACGCAGAGAUGCGGGCUCGGUGUGUGGAGGGGGGAGGGGCGGUGGAGGCGGGACACAUCCAGGACAGACGCUUCUUGCCCUGGCAGCCCGUGGGAGAGGCCUCCAUCCUGGGGUACAACCUGAGGACGGACGUGGAGCCACGGGACCAGCAGCUGUGCCAGAGGAUGCUCACUCCUGAGAUCCAGUACAUGUCAGAGCUGGGGGUCAACCUGUGGCUCACCAGACUGUGGGGGUGGGUGAAGGACAUGGCUACAGGACAUGUUUAA
Knipowitschia caucasica is the source of this 3255-nucleotide messenger RNA. The record is from the annotation of a GenBank genome assembly. Lineage: Eukaryota; Metazoa; Chordata; Actinopteri; Gobiiformes; Gobiidae.